Molecule: messenger RNA, 1970 nt
Organism: Armigeres subalbatus
Lineage: Eukaryota; Metazoa; Arthropoda; Insecta; Diptera; Culicidae
Product: CLIP domain-containing serine protease C9-like
Exons: 7
Coding region: 145-1887 (580 amino acids)
Biological process (GO): proteolysis
Molecular function (GO): serine-type endopeptidase activity
Source: RefSeq, a predicted model, not a curated record
CAGAAACCGUGGAGAUGCUGCGAUCAGUUUGACUCCGGUCGUCAAUGUGAACAGUUUGCGCGAGAAGCACACGGGCAUCGAUAAACCGCACUUUGUUAAAGAGUCACCGAUUAAGCGUUCUCAAACCUGAUCUCGGUACUAAAUAUGUUUCGAGUGUCAAUAUUUGGCCUAAUGGUAGCCGCACUGGUUUUUCCCGCGGCGGGCGAGAGUGGUUUCUCGGACUAUAGGAAUUCUUUUAUUUCGUACGAGCGGAAAGGGUUGGAUUCAUGCCCCUUCACGUAUUACAUAGAAACAUGCACGGACUAUGCUCACAUGGUUUUGAUCGACAUUCCUAGCAAGAAUGACAAACCUCAUGAUACCCCUUGCAUUGGUGCAUUUAUAUCCGAAAAGUUCAUCCUGACGAGUGCCAGUUGCAUCGGGUCAAGCGAACCCAAUGAAUUGAAAUUGUACGCUGCUAGUAAUCCAAACGAGGCGUUGUUUGUAUCAUCAGUUCAUAGUCAUCCGGAUUACAAUUUGGCGGAGGGGAACGAUUUGGCGGUGCUGAAAUUGAACUCAACCAUUAGUCUCAGCAAAAACAUCGCCGCAGCAUGUCUAUGGGAUACCGACUCCAUAGAAAUGUACUCCAAAGUACAGGAAAUAGAUUACGACUCCACAUUGAAGAAACCCAUGUCCAAUUCGACGGUUUGCUCAGGAGAACGCAAAAACGAGUGCCUCAAAUCGUCCCAAGAGCUGUGGUGUCAAAGGAAAUCAUUCACUGGAUUUUUGCAAAUCCGACAACUGGGUCAGCACAAAAUGCAUCCCAUGAUAGCCAGCUUUGGUUGUAACAGUCAAAACGAGAUAGUUCCCAUUGCGAAACACAUGCCCUGGAUUAGGGAGGUAACGAAGAGCACGAAUCUAGAAUACAACUACACGGAUGUCGGUUUGGGGGAGAAAUGUUUCAAAAGUGAUAACGUAACAGGAGUUUGCAUACCGAUCGAGACAUGCCCAGCGGCAUUCAGGAAUAUCAAAGAUAUCAAGAAAGGUAGAACAGUUAGCGACCAAUGCGGUUUUGAUAACAGAGACAUCCUUGUUUGUUGUUCCACGGAGGAUAUGAUCAAAGGUCCUGACACAGAAGCUCACUUCCGAGAUAUUGUCCAAGAUAUGGAGUACUGCGAAAUGCUGUACGACGAAUUUAGACGAACCCCGGAAGAGCAUCAGUUGCACUCCCAGGUAGCCAUCAUUGAUAGCCAGGAUUCGACGAACUGCAGUGCAACUUUGAUCACCGCUCGGUAUCUGCUCACAUCAGCACUAUGUGUCCAAGGAUUGGAUAUCAAAAAAACGACCAUAUGGCUCGGACUCGGAAACGAUAUCGAAAACGUUGUUCAGAAGAAUGAAAUCCACUCCGUCCUGCCACAUCCCAAGUUUUCCGCGAAAUCCAACCACUACAACGUGGCCGUGAUCAAACUUCGGUAUCCGGUGCUAAUUCAGUCGUCCAGCGUUCCCGCUUGUUUGUGGCGGGAGAAGGCCAAAAUGCCGUCGGAUUUGAGUGCUGUGAGCGUUCAGGGGCAUGACCGUAGCCCCACGUCGGUUGAAACCAGUCCGUUGUACUACAGUGACUGCCGUGGUUUGUACAAUCCGGAUUUGGUACCGUCGGAAAUGUGCGUCAAUCAUCGAUCGCAGCAGCAGUGCGCACCUAAGGAAUGGGAGAAUCUGUGCCGACAGCCCGGCAGCGGACUUUUCGCGACUUUGUACUACGGAGACGAUAUGAAGCCGGUUACGUAUAUCGUUGGGAUAUACAACAGCGGCUAUCAGUGCGAUAAAGGCGGACCAGCUUUGUACACGCGAGUGAGCGAGUACCACGAGUGGAUCAAGAGUGUUGUUUAUUUGGACUCUCAAAAUAGCGAUUGAGUGUCGUAACUAAGAAUAAAAUGCCAUUAAAAUGUAUUUCCGGACUUUCUGCUGAAAAUAAAAACACAGUCAAAUUUAAAUAA